UAUCUGCCAGGUCUGCCUCUUGGGCUGCCUUUGUCCUAGGGAGAAAAGAGGAUGGUACUGGAUUCUGGGCUCUCUGUGCUCAGCUUUUCCCCAUUUCCCUUGGGCAGGACUUGCUGUUCCUAAAUCAGAUGUGAUUGGACAACUGGAACGAGGAGACGCGCUGUGGAUGGCUGCGGGAGGUACCCUAAGGAGCAGCUGCGUAGAAUUUGAGAUACAGCCUGAAAACAAAGAAUCAGCCCUGAAGCUUGGAUCAUCUAAGGAAUUAUUCUCCAGGGGUUGGCCCUGGGUUUCCAGAAUUCAAGCUGAAGAGACAUUUUCAAAAUGUAAUAAAUGUGGGAAGAUUGUACUUGAAAGCAAACAACUUACUCAGCCUAAAACACUUCCUAUUGGAACAAAACCUUGUGAAGAUAAUCAAUGUGGAAAGGUCUUCGAUCAGAGAUCAGGAUUUAUUGAACAUCACAAGAUUCAUCCCAGAGAGAAAUUUGGUCAAUGUAAUGAAUGUGGUUUAGCCUUCCUCCAGAGUAUGAGAUUUCCUCGACAUCAGAAAAUUCAUACCAUAGAGCAACUUUAUGGAUGUAAUAACGAACAUGGAAAGGCCUUCCAAGAGCAACUAUAUCGAAGAAAUGAUACCAAAGAAAAAUCCUUUAAAUGCAAGGAUUGUGGAAAGACUUUUAGCCAGAGCUCCCAGCUCAAUCUACAUUACAGAAUUCACUGGGAUGAGAAGCCAUACAAGUGCAUUGAAUGCGGCAAAGCCUUCCAGUGUAGCUCCUACCUUACAGAACACCAGAGCAUUCAUGCUGGAGAGAAAUCUUUUGAAUGUAAGGAGUGUGGGAAAGCCUUCCAGUGUAGCGCAGACCUUACUGUUCAUUGGAAAAUUCACAAUGAAAAGAAACCUUAUGAAUGCAGUGAGUGUGGGAAGACCUUCCGUAAGCGAACACAAUUCACUGUCCAUCAGCGAAUUCAUACUGGAGAGAAACCUUAUAAAUGCAAGGAAUGUGGAAAAGCUUUUAGCCAGAGCUCGCAGCUUAAUCUCCAUCAGAGAAUUCAUAGUGGAGAGAAACCGUAUGAGUGUAGUGAAUGUGGGAAGGCCUUCUGCCAGAGCUCACAACUUUCUGUACAUCAGAGAAUUCACACUGGGGAGAAACCUUACAAAUGUAGUGAAUGUGGGAAGGCCUUUCGGCAGAGCGAACAGCUUACUCUGCAUCACAGAAUUCAUAGUGGAGAGAAACCUUAUGAAUGUAAUGAGUGUGGGAAGACCUUCCGAAGUAGUUCACAGCUUACUGUACAUCAGAAGGUUCACACUGGAGAAAAGCCCUAUGAAUGUAGGGAAUGUGGCAAGGCCUUCCGCUGCAGCUCCUACCUUACUGUACAUCAGAGAAUCCACACUGGAGAGAAACCUUAUAAAUGUAAUGAGUGUGGGAAGGCCUUUCGUCAGAGGGAGCAGCUCACUCUCCAUCACAGGAUUCACAGUGGUGAGAAGCCAUAUGAGUGUGUUGAGUGUGGCAAGGCUUUCCGUUACAGCUCCUACCUUACAGUACAUCAGAGAAUUCACACUGGAGAGAAGCCCUACGAAUGCAGGGAAUGUGGGAAGGCCUUCCACUGUAGCACGGACCUCGCCGUACAUCAAAAGAUUCAUACUGGGGAGAAGCCUUAUGAUUGUAAUGAAUGUGGAAAAGCCUUCCGCACUCAUACACAAUUUACUGUGCAUCAGAAAAUUCAUACUGGAGAAAAACCUUAUGAAUGUAAGGACUGUGGCAAGGCCUUUAGGCAGAGCAUAGAACUCACUGUACAUCAAAGAACUCACACUGGGGAGAAACCUUAUGAAUGUACUGAAUGUGGGAAGGCCUUCUGCCAGAGCAUACAGCUUACUCGACAUCAAAAAAUUCACACUGGAGAGAAACCUUAUGAAUGUUCUGAAUGUGGGAAGACCUUCUGCCAAAGAACAGGACUUACUGAACAUCAAAAAAUUCACACCGGAGAAAAACCUUAUGAAUGUAACGAAUGCAGGAAGGCCUUUAGAAAUAGUAUUCAACUCACUCAGCACCUGAGAAUUCACACCGGAGAGAAGCCUUAUGAUUGCAGCGAAUGCGGGAAGGCUUUCUGCCAGAGCUCACAGCUUUCUGUACAUCAGAGAAUUCACAGUGGAGAGAAACCCUACAAAUGUAAUGAGUGUGGGAAGGCCUUCCGCCACAGUGCACACCUUACUCUCCAUCAGAGAAUUCACAGUGGGGAGAAACCUUAUGGUUGUCCCGAGUGCGGGAAGGCCUUCCGGAGCAGCUCACACCUUACUCUGCAUCAGAAGAUCCACACUGGCGAGAAACCUUAUGAGUGUAGGGAGUGUGGGAAGGCCUUCCGCUGUAGCUCCUAUCUCACCGUGCACCAGAGAAUUCACACCGGGGAGAAACCUUACAAGUGCAGCGAAUGUGGAAAGGCCUUCUGCCAGAGCACGCAGCUCACUCGGCACCAGAGGAUCCAUACCUGAAGUCCCUUGGACGGUCAGUCUUUAUGGAAGUUAGGAAUGGGGGAGGAAUUUCUGACCAUUUUGGCAGUCCAGACUUAUGAAAAAUUUAAGUCAAAGCAGAACCUUGCAGAUUAUAUUUGUAAUAAAAUAAUAAUGUAUUUGUAUAUAAUUUGUAUAAUUAUACAAUGUAUAAUAUUUAUAACA
Messenger RNA from Sarcophilus harrisii (Tasmanian devil), 2665 nucleotides. Its product is annotated as zinc finger protein 345. Gene Ontology annotation, biological process: regulation of immune system process; regulation of cytokine production; negative regulation of transcription by RNA polymerase II. Bases 167 to 2482 code for a protein of 771 amino acids. Lineage: Eukaryota; Metazoa; Chordata; Mammalia; Dasyuromorphia; Dasyuridae. The transcript has 3 exons. The record is from RefSeq and is a predicted model, not a curated record.